GUGAUGGUUGGUGCGCAUUAUGAAUGAACUUAAGUCAACGGUUUCCAAAACGUAUGAGUUGGAGAAAGAGAGCUAUAACCAAAUCUUCUCGGUUUCCAUUCAAUCGUAAGACCCAAGUCUGCUAGCUCGAAGCCUAAACGACGGUUAUUGGACCAUAACCGGUUACAGCGGUACAAUAAACAUAUCGAACGAUGCAGAUCCGCACGACACAUUGGUCAACUGUAUUAACGUUACAAAAGUGCAAAACAUUUGAUCCUAUUUUCGCUGCGUUACAUUCUCAACGCUUAGCCUACGUCCUCUCUCUCUCACAAGCGAUCAAACCUCCACGACCAAAAAUGUCCGACUCUCCACCUUCUCCGACGACCGCCGGAGACUCACAAACCACCGCGGCUAACGAAUCGGAUUCCAACGCCAAAUGUCAAACAGCUAUACGAUCCUUAUCCUCCAUCGUCACAACCACAACCAUCCCCUCCACGAUCUCCCUCCUCCUCGACGACUCCUCCGUCUCCGCCGCGAUCUCAUCUCUCCUCCUCCUCCCCGACUCAGGCGCGGGAGAUAACAACCUCUGCCGCUGGCUCUACGACACCUUCCAGUCCGCGGAGCCUCUCCUCCACCUCCUCGUCCUCCGUUUCGUCCCUCUCAUCGCCGGCCUCUACCUCUCCCGCGUCCCUCUCCGCCAACCGCAAGCCGGAUUCGAAGCGGUCUUACUCGCUCUCUACGCGCAUGAGACGACCUCACGCGCCGGUCAGGCCGUAACCGUCAACAUCCCCGAUCUCUCCCACCCCAGCAUCUACCACGAGUCGUCCAAAGGUCCUUCUAAAAACAACUCCACGUGUCUCAACAUCGCCGUCGUCUCCUCAACGCUUGAUCCACACGGUACCGUGAGAUCCACGCGCAGAGCGAGGAUCGUCGGCGUCGCGCUGGAGCUUUACUACAGCGAGAUCUCGAGGAUGCCUCGAGAGUCCAAACUCGAUUUCUGCAAGGCGUGCGAGAAAUGGGCGGGGGGAAACGGAGCUGUGAUGAUCCCUCACGCGGAAGAAGAGAGUGUAGUCGCGAGAUCUGAGAAAGACGGUGGUGGUGGACGGAUUCAUCUGCCGUGGGAGCUCGUUCAGCCGAUGAUGAGGAUCUUGGGGCAUUGCUUGAUGGGGACGAAGGUGGAAGAUAGGGAAGUGACGGAGGCGGCGAGUAGAGCUUGUCAGAGUUUGUAUCUACGAGCGCUGCAUGAUAUUAACCCUAAGGCGAUUCUGGCUGCUGGGAGUCUUCUCCGGUUAAGGGAGAUGGCUCUUGAUCCUAAGAACCAGAUUGAUCAGACUGAGAUAUCAAACGACAACCUUUUGUCUGUUUGAACCUCAUCGUUUUUGCUUUU
Messenger RNA from Raphanus sativus (radish), 1366 nucleotides. RefSeq lists its product as uncharacterized. Gene Ontology annotation, cellular component: plasma membrane. The transcript has 2 exons. The record is from RefSeq and is a predicted model, not a curated record. Gene Ontology annotation, biological process: phosphatidylinositol phosphate biosynthetic process; protein localization to plasma membrane. NCBI's taxonomy places the organism in Eukaryota, Viridiplantae, Streptophyta, Magnoliopsida, Brassicales, Brassicaceae. Bases 192 to 1346 code for a protein of 384 amino acids.